GAGAACAUGCAAGCUCCUCGCACACAGGGUGGAGGUGGGAUUUACACCCCCUGACCCCAGGGGUGUGAGUCAAACGUGCUAACCGCUUAGCCCCUAAGCCACCAUGCCCCCACUAUUCUAUAACCUUAUGAAUAAAACUAGGCAAAGCAAGUCAUUUUUUCCUUCCCCAAGACUUUUAGGGUCAGCUUCCUGUUUGAUGCUGACCACACCCACUUAUAUGAUUUCACAGGAAUUAAUUCAUGUUAUUUCUGCCAAGCAAUUUCACUAUAUGGGCUUAGUAACAAAGGUUUAUACUUUUCACAUUUCAGACCAAAAUAAACAAAUAAAUAAAUAAAUAAAUGCUGCUAAAUUAUAAACAGUCCCAAUUUGCCUGAUAUUUCUGUACACCUGAAUUCACCAAGUCUUUUUUUUUUACAUUAGCAUUUAACUAUAUUUUGCAUUUCUAUUAUUUUCCUUGUUUUCUGUUUUAUUUGUGUGCAUUCUGAAUAUCAUUUGUUUCUGUAUUUGUUUUUUGUUUGUUUUGCACUAUGAAGCACUUUGAGCUGCUUGUCUGGUCGCGCAAAAGUGAAGUGCGCAUGCUCAGAAACCCUUGCUAGGACGUCUCGACAGAUAGGACAAGGGCAGUAGAAGGGAUUAGUGAUCACAUGAGCAGAGCAGAGCAGAGCAGACCGACACUGUGGUUCCUCCCCUGCUCACUAAAUCCGUGUAGAGGAACACACAACACACAAUACAACACGUGGGUAGGAGAAGAGCGCGCUCAGUAAUGAGAGGGUCCGAAAGUCUAGAAACAUCAGUCUGAUCGCUUGUCCAAUCCAAUAACAUAUCAACAAGUAUCCAGCAUUCCCGUCUGAAUGACGCGUUGGGGGGAAAUGCUUGUUGCAGGUAUGUUUUUGGACACCCAAACAGACGCAGCUAUUUUGGCGCUGUGAGUUUCUCCAGGCGCACUUGUUUGGUUGCGCCAUGGCGCAGAGCAGUAGCGGGGUUUCCGACGGAGAAAGUGUUGAAAUGAAUGAAACGAGUUCUCUGAAGAGUUUGGAAGAGGUUGAUGAGGAUUUCGGGUUUGGAGAUGAUCUGGAGCUGAACCAGUUUGAUGGCCUUCCCUACUCUUCUCGGUAUUACAAGCUCCUGAAGGAGAGACACCAGCUCCCUAUCUGGGAAUCGAGACAGAAGUUUAUGAGUGCUUUAGAAACCAAUCAGCUCGUCAUCAUCUCGGGUACAACAAAAACUGGCAAAAGUACACAGGUUCCACAGUGGUGUGCAGAGUUCUGUCUGUCAGCGCAGUACCAGCAUGGUGUCGUGGUGUGUAGUCAGAUCCAGAGACAGCAGGCUGUCGAUUUGGCCCUGCAUGUAGCUGAUGAGAUGGAUGUCAAUAUCGGCCAUGAAGUGGGCUACAGCAUUCCGCUGGAGAACUGCUGCUCCACUGACACUAUUCUCAGGUACUGCACCGAUGACGUUCUGCUGAGGGAGCUCAUGUCCGACCCAUUACUGGAGCAUUACGGUGUGGUUGUGAUCGAUCAGGCCCAUGAGCGCACCGUGAGCACAGACCUCCUAAUGGCUCUGCUUCGAGAGGUGCUCCUGCAGCGUAAAGAGCUUCGGGUGGUGCUGCUGUCCGUCACGCCAGCCUCGCACACACUCCUCACACACUUCAGCGGUGCAGCUCACCUGCAUGUGGAAGCACCAUGCUCGCCUGAAGUUCUCUACAGCGGACGAGACAGUACGGAGAGCUUCUUCGCAGCUUUGAGACUCGUCCUGGAGGUGCACAAGACUAAAGAGCCCGGGGACAUUGCUGUGUUUCUCGCCUCAGAACAGGAGAUAGGCUGUGCCUGUAGUCUUCUGGCUAAAGAAGCAUCCAGGUUAAGCAGUAAUCUUGGAGAGCUGGUGCCAGUGGCAGUGUGCCCAGGCCAUGCUGGGAUCUGUCCACCAAUCACACAGCACCAAAAGAGAGGCAGGAGGGUAUUUCUGUCCUACAGUCAAUCAGAAGACAUGUUUUGGUCAGUGGACACGGUCAAUUUUGUGAUUGACACUGGAGUUGAGAAGAGAUGUGUGUAUAACCCACGGUUGAGAGCCAGCUCUGAGGUAAUCAGACCCAUCAGUAGAUGUCGGGCAGAGAUCCGUAAACAGCUGGCUGGAUCAGCAGGGAAGUGUUUCUGCCUGUACCCUGAGGAGACCGAGCUCUGUACUGAGAUUCCUGCUCGGAUCCUAGAAGCAAACAUCACCUCGGCUGUGCUCUUCCUCAAGAGGAUGGAGGUGGCUGGGAUUGGCCGCUGCGACUUCAUCAGCAGGCCGGAUCCUGAAGGCUUAAUGCAAGCUUUAGAAGAGUUGGAUUAUCUUGCAGCUUUGGAUGAUGACGGAAACCUUUCUGAGAUCGGGAUCAUAAUGUCCGAGUUCCCCUUAGACCCUCAGAUGGCUAAAGCUCUGUUAGCGUCGUGCGAGUUUGAUUGUGCCAGUGAGGUGCUAACUAUUGCAGCCAUGUUAGCAGCUCCAAGCUGCUUCCUAGAGCCCCCUGUUGGCAUGGAAACAGAAGCAAUGCUGUGCCAGAUGAAGUUGUAUCAUCCAGAGGGAGACCACUUCACCCUGAUCAAUAUCUACAACGCUUAUAAACGCAGCCAGAGAGCACCAGGUUUCACACAGGAGAAGUGGUGUCAGGAUUACUUUCUGUGCUGCGCAGCUCUGCAGACUGCAGACGCCAUAAAGGCCGAGCUGACUGACCUGCUGAGGAGACUGGAGCUCCCGAUCUCUGAGCCGGCCUUCGGCACCAAAACCAACACGCUCAAUGUGAAGCGAGCACUGCUGGCUGGGUUCUUCAUGCAGAUUGCUCGUGAUGUGGAUGGCUCUGGAAACUAUUUCAUGCUGAGCAAUAAGCACGUGGCGCAGCUUCACCGUCUUUCAGCAUACGGGGCCAAAGUGCACAAACUCGGGCUGCCUGAGUGGGUGCUGUUCCAUGAGUUCACACUCUCCAACAGCAACUGCAUUCGUACAGUCACACAAAUCUCCCCCAAGGUGUUCAUCCAAACAGCACCGCAGUAUUUCUUCUACAACCUGCCCCCUAGCGAGUGUAAGGAGCUCCUGCAGCAUAUUUUGGACACCGAGCUGGCUGGGAGUACAAAGAGCAGACAGAAAAUGCAUCCUGUUCUUAAAGACACACCAAAAGAACAGGAGUCGCAGUCUUAUGACAGAUGUGUGAUACAGUAAUAUGAAUGCACAUGCUGUAAUCUGGACCCUAACGUUUGACCUGGGACCAUUAUGCCUCACAGUGUUAAGUCUUUUAUCAUUUAUGUACAGUACUCCUCAGCACAACCCCCCCCCCCCCCCAACAAUAUCCUGGAGUACAAUGCUGAGUGUGAAAGAUGAUGAAAUAGUAAUGAUCAGCCUCAGAAACCUGUAUAGAUGGAAUGUGAAAUAUUUAGUAUAAAUAGGUAAUAUUAAGAGAGCUUCCCUGAUAACAUGUAUUUUUGUUGUUCAUUUCAAACAAUACGCAACACAGAUUUCAGGCCAAUAAACUUUCACUGAGAUGUACCUGCUACGUAGUAAACUGAUUUAGUUAUUAAAGGUUCAGUCAGCAGUUUUGGUUUGAGGUUAGCUGAAGCUAGUUAUUUAUUGGUUAUUAAAUUAAACCUAAUCUGAAUUCACAUGCACCACGAUGGACAGGUAAGUAGACACGCCUUCUCCAUAUUUGCCUGUGUCUUUCUUUCCAUCCAUCCAGCAAUCGAUUUAACUAUCCAUCACUUGUCUAUUUCUAAGUCUAGCUCUUUGUUGAGCAAUCUAUCUCUCUGUCCAUCUGCAUUUGUGUC
Ictalurus furcatus (blue catfish) is the source of this 3791-nucleotide messenger RNA. It is a transcript of the gene dhx32a, whose product is annotated as DEAH (Asp-Glu-Ala-His) box polypeptide 32a. Bases 961 to 3192 code for a protein of 743 amino acids. Gene Ontology annotation, cellular component: spliceosomal complex; intracellular anatomical structure. NCBI's taxonomy places the organism in Eukaryota, Metazoa, Chordata, Actinopteri, Siluriformes, Ictaluridae. The record is from RefSeq and is a predicted model, not a curated record. The transcript has 11 exons. Gene Ontology annotation, molecular function: RNA binding.